Messenger RNA from Carassius auratus (goldfish), 2954 nucleotides. RefSeq names its product A-kinase anchor protein 9-like. The record is from RefSeq and is a predicted model, not a curated record. Gene Ontology annotation, molecular function: molecular adaptor activity. Gene Ontology annotation, biological process: signal transduction. The transcript has 14 exons. Lineage: Eukaryota; Metazoa; Chordata; Actinopteri; Cypriniformes; Cyprinidae. The coding region runs from base 1 to 2403 and encodes 800 amino acids.
AUGAGGACUGGCAGAGCAGAGCUUCUGUGUGCCGUCCAGCAGGUGUUUGUUCAGGAGCGAGACGUGCUGAAGAGCCUCUCUCACUCUCCUCUGGAGCGUCUGGACACGGCUGAUGCGGUCCUCCAUCAGGACACCAGACACAGAGAGCUCAUGGAGACGCUGUACGCCGCAGACAGAAGCAGCCUGCGCUCAGAGAUCCAGCAGCUCAGAGCUCAGCUCACACAGCGCCACCACCAGGACACCGCCGGACUGGAGAGAGAGAGCGCUGCUGCGGUCACAUGUGCCUCUGAUCGACUGGAGGAAGUGAAGACCGAACUGAACCAAACUAAACUAGAGCUAGAGAGCGCUCUGAACACACAACACACACACCUGGAAGAGCUCCACGCACUCAGGGCGGAGGUCUCUCUGAAGACGUCUGAAGUCCACACACUGACCGACACACUCGCCCUCGAGCAGAAGAGAGCCAGAGAGAUGCAGUGGGCCUUUGAGAAGGAGAAACACAAGACUGACAGGAAGCAGGAGAGCGACAGAGAGGAAGUGGAGGAGCUGAAGCUGGUUCUGGAGGAGCAGCGGGGUCGUGUGGAGGAGCUGUCCCGGUCUCUGGAGACAGAGGUCAGCGUCUCCUCCGAGCUGCAGGUUCAGUUAGAGGCUCAGAGAGCUCGAUCGGUGGAGCUCAGCAGCACUCUGGAGAAACAGAAGGAGCUGAACGCACAGCUGCUCCAGCGCUUCCAGACGAGCUCCACGUCUGAGACACACGACACCCUCGAGCAGACGGAGGACACCUGCAGCCAGGUGGAGGCCGGCGUCCUCUCCGUGGAGUCUCUCCUGCAGACGCUGCAGACGCAGCUGGCCGAGAAGCAGACGCAGGUGGAGCAGAUGAUGGAGGAGAUGGAGAGACAGAAGCUGGAGGCGGUGCAGUGCAAACGACAGUGGGACGAGGAGAAAUCCACCCUCAUCCGUGUCGCUGCGCAGGACCAGAAUGCAUUGCAGGCCGCACACAACAGCCUGAGCAGCCUGGAGAGACGGGCGUCCGAGCUGCGGGUGGAGCUGGAUACAGAGAGAGAGAGUGUGAGGAGGCUGGAGAGAGACCGAGACAGACUGCAGGAGACUGUGAGACAGCUGGAGGACAACCAGAGCGUGAGAUCAGACGCCCGGCCGCAGGAUCAAACCCGUGACUGCGUGUUGCAGACGGGAGAUGCUCUGAGCUCAGAUCCUAAACAUAGGGACAACAUCCUCAGCAGACUGCAGCUCAUCGCCAGCAAGAUCAACAGCCUGACCAGUGAAACCCCGAGCAGGUUAUCUGGGGAAGCGCCGGAUCGGGACAGUCUAGCAUGGCUGCACAGUAAUGUACAGGAUGUGUUGUCACUGUUACAGCAUAUCCCAUCAGCCCCCUCUGCUCUCCCCGAGAGCGCCGCUUUGCUGGCUGGAGGAUCAUUCAGUCUGAACGAGCGUUUGCUGAGACAGAACGCAGAGCUCACGGGAUUCGUCAGCAGACUGACGGAAGAGAAGAACGACCUGCGAAACCAGUUACUGAAGCUGGAGGAGGAGCUGCGCAGAUACAGAGCGAAGAAAACCAGCGUCGAGAGCGUGUCGAGCCGGGCUGUGGCGGAGCGUCAGGAGCUGAUGUUAUUCUCUAGCGAGCGAGAGUCUUGGGCUCAGGACAGGAAUCGUUUGGAGAAGUCUCUCCGUCAGGCCGAGGCAGAACUGACCCGUCUGAGAGGAGAGAUUCGCUCUGAUGCGCUGCGAGAUCUGACCGGAGCUGAUCUGGACAACACGGCUCUCAGGAGGAUGUAUGGGAAAUACCUGCGCUCCGAGAGCUUCCGGAAGGCCCUGAUCUAUCAGAAGAAGUAUCUUCUGCUGCUGCUGGGAGGCUUUCAGGAGUGUGAGGAGGCCACGCUGUCUCUGAUCGCCCGCAUGAGCAGCUUCCCUGAACACGGUCUGGAGUCUGUGGGGCUUCAGCGCCGGGGUCUCACACGCUUCAGAUCAGCCGUGCGUGUCUCUAUCGCCCUCUCCAGGAUGAGGUUUCUGGUGAAGCGAUGGCAGAGAGCAGCUGGAGGAACGACGCUCAGCAGAAACGGCAUCUCUCAGAUCACAGGUGCUGAUGUGAGGAACGAGUCGUCGUAUCUUCACCCGGGCGGUGCGGAUGUGUUCAGAGAGAGACGAGCGUCCAGCCGAGGACGCACAGGACGAGACUCUCCUCGCUCCGCAGCAUUGCUCCAGCACAGGUUUCACACGAUGGCCGGUGAUGCCGGAGGUUUACCGUGUUCACACCUGCAGAACUACGACCCGGACCGCGCUCUCACGGACUACAUCUCCCGUCUGGAGGCUCUUCAGAGACGUCUGGGGAGUGUGACCACAGGUUCCUCUUCGUACGCUCAAAUGCACUUUGGAGUCAGAAGAUGAAGGUCUACAUUUACAUUGAUACUGGCUUGAAGAAUCUCAGAUGCCUUCUCUUGUGCUGAGCUGCUGUGCUUUUGUCUUCUGAUGAUAAACCUGUACAAUUCUGUGGGACCAAAACCAUGUUUGUUUUCUGUCUUUUGUGUGUGUGUGUGUGUGAAUCAUCUUAUAAUCAAGCUUUCGUUGGCAGCACUUGAAACGGCUUCAACGUCUGUACAUUAGUUCUACUUCAUUUGUUGUAAAACAAUCACGUUACUAUAUAUUUGUGGAAUGCUAAUUUAAGUUGAUUAAUUUAAUGGAGACGUGUUGAGAGAGUUUGGACCAGGACGGCUGCUAUCGGACGACACGAGCGAGGCUGUACUCGUCACAAACACUAACGAGGCUCGUUAAGGCUUCGUUCGGGCUGUAACGUGUCGCUGUUAUCAGAUACUCUACACUGUGUUUAAUUCGCUCGCUCCCGUGAAAAGAAUUUGUAGAAGACAUAUUUUUGUAAAGGUUGGAGCUUCUGGGUAUUUUGUCAAAACUCAAAUAAAGAUUAAUAUAAUAUUUAAAAACUG